Messenger RNA from Funneliformis caledonium, 2631 nucleotides. The record is from the annotation of a GenBank genome assembly. NCBI's taxonomy places the organism in Eukaryota, Fungi, Glomeromycota, Glomeromycetes, Glomerales, Glomeraceae.
AUGUUUUAUGGUCAUUACAGUUGUGCUUGGAUCAUUAAAGUUUUAGAACCUAAGAUCCCAUUAUGGAUCUUGAUGAUUGCAGUUCAGUUCGUUGAUUUCUUAUUUUCUUUCUUUAUUUUAAUUGAGAUAGAAGAAGCCCACAUUGUUCGUGGAUAUACAAAAGUGAAUGAUUUAAAAUUGGUUUCUAUUCCAUAUACUCACUCUUUAAUCGCCGUAAUUGGAUGGAGCAUAUUAUAUGGAUCAUGGUAUAGAUUUUCUGGUUAUGAUGGUGGAAAUCGUGCCGCGUUCUUGAUAGGAUUGGCUGUGCUUUCUCAUUGGUUUGAAGAUUUGUUAGUCCAUAAUGAAGAUUUAUUAUUAUUGACGAUUGAUGAUAAUGCACCAAAAUAUGGAUUCAAAUUAUGGGAUUAUCCCGUAAUACAUCAUCCAUUUGAAUUACUAUUAUUCUUUGGUUCGUUUUACUAUUAUUUAGUAAGUACUGAAGUACAUCCAUCAAAAAUUUAUUCACCACAAAAUGAUCAAACAAGGGAAACUACUACAACAAUCUCGAAUUUAACUAAUAACGCUACUAAUCAUCAUGAAGGAUCACAAAAUUAUUGGGCUAGCAAAUGGGGUUCGAUUAUAUUAUCGGUAGAUUCUUUCUUGACCAUUUCUGUAUUAAUAAAUCCAUUAUUCGUUCAUUCUUAUAAAACAUUUUCGUAUAAUGAAACGGAGCCAGGAUAUCAAAUUUAUCAAGUGUUAACUUAUCGGGAUGGAACUUCGGUGGUUUACCUGACUAAACCUAUAAAUGAAACCUGCAACGAACCGAGAAUCGAUCUUCGUGUCAUACAUCCAAACGGCACAGUUGAUGUUGUCAAAGUUAAUUAUCCAAUCCCAGAUUUUAAUUUUUGUAUUUUACCAGAUGAUAUUACUUUGCAUAUUGUUCUUUUUCCCUAUAUGCCCGAUUAUAUCUAUGUUCUUUACGAGAACUCUACCGAUAUAAGUUCUGCAAGUUAUUAUGUAUUACUAAUCACCCGCACUGGAAAAAUAAUUAGUAAUACGUUUCUUUCACGCGUUUACAUAUCCAAUGGAACUUUAUCCGUUUCUGGAUCUAUUAUUCCACAUUAUAAUGAAGAAAUUGGCUUUCUUUUCUAUGAUUAUCUAAAGUUAGAAAAUAUUUUGAAAUGGAUUUAUUUUAGUAAGCCUGACUCGGAUGGAAAUUUCCAACGAAUAAAUAGUGGUCAGAUUGAAUUCCAAAAUUUAUCAGAUGUCAUAUCCGCAAUUGAUGGAGUCUUUGGAAUAGUUACUAGUAAACAUGCAAAUAUUUCUAAAUAUUCAAAUAAGUCCCGUGAUGAUUUAAUUGAUCCAACCGAAUCAACAUAUGAACUUUAUAUAACCUUCGUUGGACCAAAUCAAAUGGCUGUUGAUGGGCCAUUCUUACUUUACCAAACUUCCGUACCGAAUUUACAAAUUGAAUCUAUAUGUAAUACUGCUUAUUCAACUAAGGGUUAUUUUUGCAUUCUGAAUAUAGAAGACAAACAUUCUGAAGCACUUAAAAAUUCUUUGAUUAAAAUAACAUUCCAAAAUUCUGGCUCUGUUGUUGAAAUUGAAAACCUUCCGGAUCUUGAAUUAUAUAAAGGAUUAUCAGGAUACUCAAAAUUUGAUAGUUUAUAUAAUGGUGGUUUUUUAUUAAUAAUUUUCAACCGUUCAAAUGGUUCUAUUUACGAAACGAUUGUUCAAUCCAUUAUUCUUGAUAAUAAUGGAAAUUAUUACGGCACAUUGGACCUUCCGGAAAAUUUAAAAGUCUCUGAUACAGGGGGUUUUCGAAAUGGCACUUUUUUUGUUGUUCCCCAAGUAGAUGAUUAUACUUGGAAUAUUUAUUCAAUAGAUAUUCCAAAGUUCUUUCCUAAUGAUAAUGGCUAUAAUAAUCCAAUUAUUAAAGCUACCUAUCCGUUAAUUAAUUCCAAUAUACCUUUAUCAUCAACAAUUAAUAUUAAUAUUACUUAUAACUUUCCAAUAACAAUAUCAACAAAUAAUAUCUCUAUUUAUCAACAUAAUAGUGAAAAUUCUAUAUUGCGACAAUCAGUUCCAGGCAACUCUCAAUAUGUAAAUAGGGCUGGUAAUCAAACAAUAAUUUUAGAUGUUUUGGAAAGUACUUUUAAUCAACCAAAUGCAAUUUAUUACAUUGCCAUUAAUGAUAAUGCUGUUAAAGAUUGGCAAACGAACCAACCGCUAAUUGGUAUUGUAAAUAAUAUUUGGAAGGUUAAUACUAUUGAUAAUCAAGAUAUUUUUGCGGAGGAUGCAACUGGACAAUUUUCUUUGACAAUUGAAGGAACAAGAUAUUUCAAAAACCUUUCAUCAUAUAAUCAAACAAUAUUUUUAUCACAAUUAAGAAUUGAUUUAGCAAAUUCAAUACCUGUGAAUAUUAAUAGAUUAAAUGUUAUUAAAUAUGAAUAUGAUGAAAAUCAACAGCCUCCAAAAAUCAUUUUAACAUUGCCUAUUAAAUCAAUAACAAAUUUAAAUGAGAGAAAUGUCGAUCGUAUCAUAAAAGAUUUAGAUCUUUUGAUUAAAUAUAAAGAAGUUACUCCUAUAUCUUGGUUUGGUACGACAAAUCUUAUAGAUUCGAGAUUUGGGUUUCAACGGACUAGUAAGUAG